Molecule: messenger RNA, 1458 nt
Organism: Diaporthe amygdali
Lineage: Eukaryota; Fungi; Ascomycota; Sordariomycetes; Diaporthales; Diaporthaceae
Exons: 5
Coding region: 1-1458 (485 amino acids)
Molecular function (GO): heme binding; oxidoreductase activity, acting on paired donors, with incorporation or reduction of molecular oxygen; monooxygenase activity
Source: RefSeq, a predicted model, not a curated record
AUGUUCUUUCUCUACUUCCUGCCCCCAAUAUGCAUUGUGGCACUCUUCAUUCGACGCCUAUACAAAUUUAGAAAUUAUCCGGAUGCGCCUGGGCCGACUCCAGCAAAGUAUACACGUUGGUGGUAUCUAAAGAAGGUAUAUGACGGCAAGUUUGAGCAAUGGGACGUUGAUCAACACGCCCGUCAUGGGCCAAUCGUUCGCGUUGCUCCGCAAAUGUACAGUAUUGGCGAUCCAGCAGCUAUGAAACCCAUAUACGGCAUUGGUUCACCCUUGGAGAAGUCAUCAUGGUAUGAGUACUGGGGCGACCCUCGUGUACCGAAUCACAAUCUGUUCUCCUCCACGGACUCUUCCUUCCAUGCCACGAUGCGAAGGAAGGUCGCAAAUCUCUACACUAUGACAGCCAUCAAGUCUUACGAACCGUAUGUCAACAACUGUGUGCGUGUUCUCCAAGAGCAGCUUGAUCGAUUUGCCGCAAAAGGUGAAUGGUUCGAUCUACAGCACUUCACACAAUGUUAUGCACUGGAUGUGAUCGGGGAGAUAACAUACGGAAACCGGUUCGGCGUUCUCGACUCAGGAGGUCAAGACGUUGGUGGGAUUUUGGCGUCCCUCGAGAAGCUCUUAGCUUUUGGUACGCUGGCGGGCAUUGAACCAAGAUUCCUCCCGUUCUGGAUAUGGCGGUAUGGAAAUCCAGAGACUCCAAUACGGGCGUUUGACAACAGGCAGCAAGAGUUGCGACGAGAGAAAGGCUCGAUAAAUGGUGCAACCGACUUCUUCACGAAGUGCGAGGCACUGUGCAAAAAAGAUCCCGUUGAGUGGGAGAGAUAUCGAGGCCCCAUGGCGAUGACUCAAAACGUAGCAGCCGGCAGCGACACUACAAGCAUUGCGCUCACCAGUGCGAUCUUCCAUAUUAUCAGCAAUCGAGAAGUCUACCUCAAGCUCAAAGAAGAAAUCCGAGCCGCAGAGGAGCAAGGUGAGGCGGACGAUCCCAUCACUUUCGACCAAGCUCAAGCGUUACCCUACUUGGGUAGUUGCAUUAAGGAAGCGAUGCGGGUCCAUCCAUCUACUGGAUUGCCCCUGUGGCGCGUUGUUCCAGAGCCAGGCAUGACAAUAUCGGGGGUGUUUUUCCCCGCAGGUGCAGUAGUGGGUAUCAACACUUGGGUAGCCCAUCGUGACCCGCGGGUGUUCGGUCCAGACCCUAAUGUCUUUCGCCCUGAAAGAUGGGACCCCAAAAUUAACGACAAAGACAAGCUAAAGCAAAUGGAAGCUUAUUAUAUGCCUUUCGGAGCUGGAACCAGAACGUGCAUUGGCAAGAACAUCUCGAUCUUGGAGAUAUCGAAGGUUAUCCCCCAGCUUAUAAGGCGCUAUGACUUCGAGUUGGCGAGGCCUGGCCAGCCAAUCGAUUCCUUGAAUUAUUGGUUCGUUAAACAGCGCAACUUGCUAGCACGAAUCCGCCAAUGA